AGCUGCCGACUGCUGGAGGAGGGAAACCUGAGCAGAUUCACCUCGGGUGUAAACAUAGCAUACAGUUUUCCCUCGAAUUUAUUCCCACAACUUCAUUGCUACGAAUGGACAUUACUUUCUAAGGAUGGCUUUGAGACAGUUUGAGCAAGGAAUGCCUAUGGUUCCCGCUGGAAAGGAGCGAAGGAUGGAGGUUUAAAUCGAAAAGCCCGCCAGGUUUGGAUGGGGGAACUCACAAAGUGAUUGCACCGAGCGAACAAAAGGGUAGAGAGGAUGGACGGAGUAAGUCAGUUUGAGAAGGGGCGUAUCCAGGCACUCCAGCAGGAGAGGAUCCACAUCCAGCAGAAAACCUUCACCAAGUGGAUGAACUCCUUCCUGGAGAAGAACAGUGUGGCUGUGGGUGAGCUGUUUAAGGACCUUCAGGACGGGGUCCUCCUCCUGCAGCUGCUGGAGAUCAUCUCCAACGAACGUCUGCCGCGCGCCAGCAGGGGACGUCUCAGGGUCCACAAGAUCGAGAACGUCAACAAGGCGCUCAAGUUCCUCAAGGACAAGAGGGUUAAACUGGAAAGCAUUGGAGCAGAAGACAUUGUUGAUGGCAACCCAAGACUUACCCUGGGCCUGAUCUGGACCAUCAUUCUUCGCUUCCAGAUUCAGGAUAUCAAGCUCGAGGAAGAAGAAAGCAAUGAGAAGAGGUCUGCUAAGGAAGCUCUGCUGAUCUGGUGCCAGAGGAAAACUGCAGGGUACCGGAGCUGUAAGGUGGACAACUUCACCACAAGCUGGAGCAAUGGACUGGCGUUCAAUGCCCUCAUACAUGCACACAGACCAGACUUGAUCAACUAUGACAGACUGAAUCCCUCGGAGCACAUCCACAACCUGAACAAUGCCUUCAGCGUGGCCCAGGAGAGACUGGGCAUCUCACGCCUGCUGGAUGCAGAAGAUGUAGACAUUGCCAAGCCAGAUGAGAAGUCCAUCAUGACGUAUGUGGCUGCAUAUUACCACUACUUUGCCAAGAUGAAGAGUGAACAGACAGGGAGCAAGAGAAUAGCUAAGAUCAUGGACUUCCAGAUUGAGAUUGACCGUAUGAAGACAGACUAUGAGAGGAUGGUGGAGGCUUUGUUAGAGUGGAUCAGUGAGAAACAGGAGCAGCUGGACAGCAGACAGUUCCCCAACACACUAGAGGGUGUGCAGAGGGAAACCACCAAGUUUAAACAGUACAGAACUAUUGAGAAACCACCCAAGUACAAUGAAAGAGGACUGAUAGAAGCCCAGUUCUUUGACAUCCAGACAAAAUUGAGAGCAAACAACCAGAGACCAUAUGUCCCACCAGAGGGCAGGAUGCUAAAUGAUGUGGAAAAAGCAUGGCAGCAGCUAGAGUCAUCAGAACAUGCCCGGGAGAUUGCACUACGUGAGGAAACCAGCAGACAAGAAAGGCUACAACAACUUGCAGAAAAGUUUGAAAGAAAGGCGUUGUUAAGAGAAACGUAUGUGAAGGACAUGGACCGUGUUCUAGAUGAGAGGUACUUUGUAGUGAAGGACUCAGCUUCCGUGGAAGCAGCCAUCAAGAAACAUGAAGCCAUCAGUGCAGAUCUCCUGCCCAGGAAAGAAAGAUUCACCAUGCUGUCUCAGAUGGCUAAUGAACUGUGGCAAGAAAACUAUCAUAGGAAGGAAGAAGUCAAGGGAAGAGAAGACUCGAUAGUACAGAGAUGGUCACAUCUGCUCCAGCUGGUGGAGAGGCGGGGUCAGACACUGGCCAACUUCAAGGACCUGAUGGACAUGUUCAGAGAGAUGGAGAGCAUCACGGCUGAGAUCAAGGAGAUUGAGGGCCAGGUCCAGUCGGAGGACUAUGGGAAGCACCUGUUUGGAGUGGAGGACCUGCUGCAGAAACACCAGCUGAUGGAGGCUCACGUCAAGUCCCUCGGGCAGCGGGUGGACAGGGUCAACAUCAAGGGCAACGGCUUCAUCAGCAGUCAGCAUGCAGAGAGCGCAACCAUCCAGAAGAAGCUAGAGGAUGUCAACACCAACUAUGACAGGUUGAAGACUAAAAGUGGCAUCAGGAGAACCAAGCUGGAGGACGGUCUGAACCACUACGAGUUCCUGAGAGACACAGAGGAGGAGGAGGGGUGGGUGAUGGAGAAACAGCGCAUUGCCAAGUCUGUGGUGACAGGGAAGGACCUGCACAGCGUGCUCAGCCAGCAACAGAAACACAAGGCCCUUGAGGCAGAGAUGGCAGCUCGGCACCCCCAGUUGGAGGCAGUGUGUGGGCGAGGCCAGGCCCUGUGUGACUCCAAACACCCCCACCGUGGGGAGAUCAGCGUCAGAGUGAAGGGUCUGCAGGAGAAGUGGGACCGGCUUAAGGACCUGGCAGUGUCCAGACGCAUCCGGCUGGAGCAGGCCGUUCUGGCACAUCAGUAUUACACAGAUGGGAAUGAGGCAGAGUCAUGGAUGAGAGAGAAGAUGCCGCUGGUCUGCAGUGAGGACUAUGGCAAGGAUGUACAGAGUGCUCAGUCCUUACUCCAGAGGCACGGGUACUUAGAAGAAGAGAUCAGAGCAUAUGAGAGCGGCAUCCAGAAACUUGGAGAACAGGCACAACAGAUGAUCGACUCUGGGACAAUGAACCAGCUGCAGUCCACCAGCAGCCCCUCCAUGAACGGUGACCUGGAGGAGGACCAGUACCUGGAGGAGCUGGUGGAGGUGCCGUACGAGGUGGAGGUGGAGAAGACGGUGGAGAGGGAGGCUGUGAGAGAGGUCCUGGAGGACAGGAAGGUGCCGCAGGUCAAGGCCAUGUACAAGUACAGCGGCAAGGGCAUGAGUGUGGACAGGGGACAGAUUUUAGUCCUGACGAGUAAGACCAAUAAGGACUGGUGGUGUGUGAAGAGACCAGAUGGAGUGGAGGGGUACGUACCUGCCAACUAUGUCAAGGAAGUGGAGGGCAAGGUCGUACAGAAGAAGGUCAAGAGAAAGGUCAAGGUACCAGAGAAGGUCAAGGUCAAGGAGGUCAAGACAAGGAAGGAGCUGGUGAAGAGGAAAAAUCCACUUUACUCCAAAGCAUCAGCCCAGACCAGUGUGCACUUUGACCGGGACAACCUGGAGGAGAGACAACAGAACAUCUCAGCUACCUACAGGAGACUGGUCAAACUGGCACAGGCAAGAAGACGUUACCUUGAGGACUCGAUCCAGUUGUUUGGGUUCUACCGGGAGUGUGAUGAGUUUGAGUCAUGGAUGCAGGACCAGGAGAAGGUCAUGAAGAGUGUGGAGAGUAUGAAGGACAACGUCGAGGCCAUGAAAAGAAAAUUUGAGAACCUGAUGACAGCACUGGCUGCCAACACCGGCAGGAUGAAGAAGAUUGACCAGCUGGCUGAUGAGUUUGUGAAGACUGGACACAGUCAGCAGAAACCUGUCAGGGCCAGGCAGAAGGAGCUGAAGGAAAGAUGGGAGAGACUUCAUCAGCUUCAGAGAGACAAAGAGAAACUUCUUGAGGGAGCAUCAAGUAUUGAGCUGUUUGAGCGAACAUGUGACGACACUAAGGAGUGGAUGCAGGAGAAGUUUGCAGCCCUGUCCAACGAUGACCUGGGGAACAGUGUCAAAGGAGUGAAGGCACUACAGAGGCAGCAUCAGAACCUUGAGAGAGAACUGGGACCUGUGGAAGACAAGAUCUCCAAACUUCAGCUGUUAGCAACUGCUGUGAAGACAGCUCACCCAAGUGAGAAUGCACCGAUCGCUCUCAAGGAGGAAAGGAUUCUGAACAUGUGGCAACAGUUGAAGGACAAGGCAAGCCUGAGGAAGGCCCAGCUGGCACAGUCACAUGACACACAGAGGUUUCAGGAGGAGAAUAAGGACCUGAUGUCAUGGUUGAGCUCAGUGAAAGAGCAGCUGAAGAGUGAGGAGCUGGCCAGAGACGUGCUGCAUGCAGAGGAGCUGAUCAAGCAACACCAGGAACUGAAGGACGACAUCGCAGCUCACCAGGACAGUUUUAAAGAGCUGCAGCGUCUGGGCGAGCGGCUGCUGAGGAAGGCUCCGACCAACCGGGACCUGCGCAGGAAGGUGGAGCUGCUGAAACAGGAACAGCAGAACCUGCAGGCAGCCUGGAACAGCAGGGAUGAACAGCUGCACGACUCACAAGAACUGCAGCUGUUUCAUCGAGAAGCAGACCAGAUUGACUCUGUCACCAGCAGCCAUGAAGCAUUUCUGGAGUUUGAUGAGUUGGGGAGUACCGUGGACAGUGUGCAGGGUCUGCUGAAGAGACAUGAGGAGUUUGAGCACACCCUGCAGGUACAGGGUGACAGGAUCAACACUCUGAACGACAUCGCCAACAAACUUCUACAGGCCAAACACUACGCAGGCAGACAGAUUGAUCAGAAGAGAAACCAGGUGGUGGAGAGAAGGAAGAAGGUGAAGGGCAAGGCUAAGGACAGACGCGCAGCUCUCCAGGCAUCCCUGACGUACCAGGAGUUCCUCAGAGAUGUUGAAGAGCUGUCCCAGUGGAUCAGGGAGAAGUACAAGGCAGCUACAGACGAGUCGUACCGAGACCUGACCAACCUGCAGGGGAAACUACAGAAACACGAGGCCUUCGAGGCUGAGCUAAGGGCAAACACAGAACGACUAGACAGAGCCAACCAGGCCGGGAAGGCCCUGGUUGCAGAGAGACACUAUGCCAGGAAGGAGAUUCAGGAGACACUGAGGGACCUCAACACACAGUGGGCAGACCUGUAUGACAGGUCGUCAGACAAGGGUGUGAAGUUGCGUCAGGCGGCGCAGCAGCAGCAGCUGAACACCCUGCUGCGGGAGGCCCAGGACAGGAUGGAUGAGAUGGAGGUGCUGCUGGGGGUGCAGGACCUCGGCAAGGACCUCCGGGGAGCCAGGAACCUGCUCAAGAAACACCAGGAACUGGAGCAGGAGAUGUCCCAGCAGGCAGAGAAGAUCCAGUCCAUCGUGAGCCAGGCCCAGGCCCUGGCCAGGGCAGGACACUUUGAUGCCAAAAGGAUCAUGCAGAACACCAAGGACUUCCAGCAGAGAUUCCAGUCCCUGCAGGCACCGAUGCUGAGGAGGCGAGGUGAGCUGGAGGACUCAGUCCGUCUGCAGGAGUUCCUGCGGGACCUUGAUGAGGAGAUGAGGUGGAUUAGGGACCACAUGCCAGCUGCUACAUCAACAGACUAUGGCAAAAGCCUGGAUGCAGCUCUGAAACUACAGAAGAAACACCAGAAACUGGAGGCUGAGGUGACGGGACACCAGCCAGUGAUAGAGAAGGUACUCGGGGAGGGUCAGGACCUGAUCGAGGCGCAGCAUUACGCUGUGGAGGAGAUUGAUGGGAAGUGUGAGGAGCUGAGCAGUGCCUGGGCAGAGCUGGUGGAGAGGUCAGAGGAGAGACGGGCACAACUCAGGCUGUCUGUCGAGGGGCAGCAGUUCCUGGCUGAUGCCAAUGAGGUGGAGAGCUGGGUUGCAGAGAAAUCCCGUCUGGCAUCCAGUACUGACUACGGCAAGGAUGAGGACGCAGCUGAGAAAGCCAUCACCAAACAUAAGGCUCUAGAAGUGGACCUGUCCACCUACAAGGGUUUGGUGAAACAGCUGCAGCACAAGGCCCAGAAAUUGAAGGAGGCCGGCCAUGUCAACGCAAAGACCAUUCAGGACAGACAUUCUAAUCUGGAUGGCCAGAUGAAGUCCCUAGAGACGUUGAUGGGUGAUCGCAGUGUUCAUCUGGAGGAGUCCAAGCAGCUCUUUGCGUACGCCCGAGAAACCGACGACCUUCAGGAGUGGAUCAAUGAACAUCUGAUGAUGGCAGCGUCGGAGGACUAUGGACAGGAUUACGAACAUUUGCAGGUUUUGCUGUCAAAGUUUGAGGAUCUGAAGCACAAGAUGGGCCAGGGUCAGCGCAGGUUUCAGCAGUGUGAGAGGAACGCCACCCGGCUGGUGGAGAUGAACAACAGCUACUCACCUGCCAUUCAGGAGAGACAGGAGGGACUCAGGGAGUCGUGGACACUGCUACAGGAGCACACCAAGGCCAGGGAGGAGAAGCUGGUAGCUGCUGAGGAGAUCCACAGGUUCAACAGAGAUGCAGCCGAGGCCAUGAGCAGGAUACAGGAGAAGUAUGCAGCCAUCCCUGAUGACCUUGGAAGGGACCUAAACACCGUCCAGAGUCAGCAGAGGAGACACGAGGGGUUUGAGAAUGAGCUGGUGGCACUAGAGGCACAGCUCCAGGUGCUGAUUGAUGACUCGGCCAGGCUGCAGGCCCUGUUCCCCGGUGGGAAUGCUGAACAGAUAGCAGAGCAGCAGGAGGUUCUGGUGUCCAGCUGGAACGCCCUGCAGGAGAGAACAGUACAGCGUAGGGAGGAGCUGCAACAGGCUCUUGACUUCCAGAAGUUUCUCGCCUCGGUGAGAGACCUGCUUGCCUGGAGUGGUGAGACCACCCGAGACAUGCUGGCGGAGGAGGCGGCACGAGAUGUGGCGACCACAGACGAGCUGCGGAGACAGCACGCUCAGCACAAGGUGGAGAUCGACGCUCGAGAGGACAGCUUUGGGGCCAUCGUGCAGGCAGGGGAGAUGAUGAUGGACGCUGGUCAUUAUGCUAAAGAUGAGAUCCAGGAGAAGGUGCAGCAGGUGGUUGAAGAGAAAGGGAAGCUGCUGCAGACGUGGGAGGACCACAGGAAACACCUGGAUGACGCGUACAACCAGCAGGUGUUCAACAGGGACGCACAACAGCUGGACAGGCUCAGCAGUGAACAGGAGGUUCACCUGAGGAGUAGUGAGCUGGGCAGCACAGUGGAGCAGGUGGAGAGGCUCAUCAAGAGACACGAGGCCUUCCAGAAACUACUGGCAGCCCAGGAGGACAAGGUUGUUGCCUUGCAUGAGCUUGCUGCCAGACUUCUCGCUGAGGAACACUUUGACUCAACCAACAUCAAAGACACCCUGGUUCGAGUCAUGGAAAGGAGAGCCAAUGUGAAGGAGGCAGCAGCAGAGAGAAGACGGAAGCUGGGAGACUCCAUGCUGUAUGUGCUGUUUAACAGGGAUGUCAUCGAGGUUGAGGGCUGGAUAUCAGAGAAGCUCCAGAUUGCAUCAGACGAGUCUUAUCGUGACUCCACCAGUCUGCAGGAUAAAAUGGCCAAGCUGAAGAAACACCAGGCCUUUGAGGCCGAGAUCACUGCCAACAGGGAGAGGAUCAACAGGAUCAAAAAGCAAGGAGACCAGCUGGUAUCCAAGAACCACCAUGCUUCUGUUGAGAUCAAGCGCAGGGUGGCUGCAGUCCUGCGGGCGUGGCAGGAACUUCUGCAGGCGUCCGCAGCCCGAGGGAAGGGCCUGGAGGAGGCACGCGACAUCCUGGAGUUCACGCAGCAGGCUGACCAGGUCAUCCAGUGGGUCAAGGAAAAGGAAUUGUUAGUCUCAGCUGGAGAACUUGGGAGGGAUUAUGAACACUGCCUGGAGCUGCAAAAGAAACUGGAUGACUUUGGCUCAGAUCUGACUGUAGAUGAUGCAAGGAUCAAGAGUGUAAACAAGCUGGCUGAUCGGCUGGUACUACAGGCUAAACUAGACACCAAGGAUGUGCUAGACAAGAGAAAAACCAUGAAUGAGAGGUGGACUAACCUACAGGAGGCCCUGAAGUCCUACAGAGUAAGGCUGGCUGGUGCCCUGGAGGUCCACGCUUUCAACAGGGACUGUGACGACACCAACGACAGGAUCAAGGAAAAGGCUAAAGCCAUGUCUAGUGAGGACUAUGGAAAGGACCUGGCUUCAGUGGAGUCACUUCAGAGAAGACAUGAGGACAUGGAGAGAGACAUGACAGCAAUAGUGGCAAAACUAGAGGCACUUGGGACGGAGGCUGAGACGUUGGUACACAAACAACCCAACAUGGCCGAGGCCAUACAGCAGAAACAGGUGGAAGUCAUUGAGAACUGGGAGAAACUCAAUGACCAUGCUGAAGCCAGGAAGGAGAAAUUGGCUGCCUCCUACCAGCUGCAAAAGUUCCUCAAGGAGUUCAAAGACCUGAACACUUGGAUGAGUGACAUGGUAGGGAGGAUGACCUCAGGUGAACUGGCCAAGGAUGUAGCCGGAGCAGAGAACAUGCUGGAGCUCCACAACGAGAGAAAGGUGGAGAUUGAAGGAAGAGAGGAGUCAUUCAAGGCCCUGAGUACAUUUGGAAAGACGCUGAUCUCUGAAGGUCACUAUGCUUCAAAUGACAUCCAGCUGCACCUGGAGAACUUGGCAGAUGCACAGGCGCACCUGUUUGACACCUGGGAGGAGCGCAACAUCCUCCUGGCACAAUGCUACGACCUCCAGAUGUUUCACGAGUAUGCAGAACAGGGUGACACGUGGCUUGGAGGGAAGGAGGCUUUCCUCCACAACGAAGACAUCGGGGACUCUCUGGAAAGUGUGGAGUCGCUGAACAGAAAACACGAGGGCUUUGAGAAGACCCUGGAGACGCAGAUUGAGAAGCUGGAAGUGCUGCAGCAGUUUGCAGGCCAGCUGACAGAGGCGGGGCACUAUCAGUCAGACAAGGUGCAGCAGAGGUGUAAACAGGUCAUGGAGAGGAAGGAGCAGUUGAAACAAAGAGCCAGUGGGAGGAAGAAGCGACUGGAGGAGUCCAAAGCUCUGCACCAGUUUCUCAGAAACACUUACGAGGUUCUUGGUUGGAUCAAUGAGAAGAUGCAGACUGCACUAGAUGAGUGUUACAGAGACCCCACCAACCUGCAGAGCAAACUUCAGAAACACCAGGCCUUCGAGGCUGAACUGUCGGCCAACAAGGGCAGAGUGGAUGGAGUCAAGAGGGAGGGGGAAGACUUGAUCGAGGCUGACCACUUUGCAGCAGCAGAGAUCCAGGCAAAGGUUGUAGAGGUGGAGACCAACUGGGAGAAGCUGACAGAUGCUACACAGGUCCGCAGGGACAGGCUACAGGACGCACAUCAGGCUCAGCAGUUUUUCCACCAGGUGGAUGACCUGGAGUCAUGGCUGGGGGAGGUGGAGGUGCAGCUGGGGUCACAGGACCUGGGCAAGGACCUCAUCUCUGUCAAUAACCUCAUCAAGAAACAUCAGCAACUUGAGGCUGAGAUUGGGACCCAGCAGACCAAGGUGGAGGAGAUCCUGGCCUCAGCAUCAGCCUACAGGGACAAACAACACUUCCUGGCAGAUAACAUACAGGAGAGGGCCACAGGUAUCACAGACAGAUUCAACGGCCUAUCAGAGCCAAUGCAGCAACGGCGGGAUAACCUGGAGGACACGCUGGUACUGCAGCAGUUUUACCGGGACGUGGAGGACGAGCUGGCCUGGGUCAGGGAGAAGGAGCCGCUGGCCACCUCCACAGACCUCGGGCAGAACCUCACCUCUGUGCAGAGUCUGCAGAAAAAACAUCAGGCACUGGAAGCUGAGAUCAGUAGUCAUGAGCCACUGAUCGAUGCAGUGCUGAACACAGGACAGCACCUGAUUGGUGGAGAGCACUAUGCUGCAGCAGACAUCCGGUCACGUCUGGAGGAGCUGAUGCGCAGCAUGCAGCAGCUCAGGCAGCAGACAGUACACAGGGCAGAUCAACUGGCAGAGGCUUAUGAGCUACAGAAGUUCUAUGCUGAAGUGAGUGAGGCUGAGUCAUGGAUGAAUGACAGAAGACCUCUCCUCACCAGCACAGAAUAUGGCAAGGAUGAGUACUCUGCACAGGCUCUGCUGAAGAAGCUGGACACCCUUGAGCGCGACCUGGAAGGGUUCAGGUCCACCGUGGAUAGUUUGGCUGUCUUAGCCAAAAGUCUGGUGGACAAGAAACACUACGCUGCAACCAAGAUCAAACAGAAACAGGCCCAGGCACAGAAGCACUUUGCUGCACUUCAGGAGUCAGCAGUUAGGAGGCGUGCCCGACUGGUGGAAUGUCACAAACUGUACCAGUUCUACAGGGAGGCUGAUGAGGUCUGUGCCUGGAUUAGGGAGAAGGGCACAGUUGCUGCCUCAGAGGACUAUGGGAAGGACUUGGAACAUGUGCAGAUCCUCCAGAAGAAGUUUGCAGACUUUGUACAGCAGGUGUCCAACAGUGAGAAGCGGGUGACCUCUGUCAGUGACCUUGGGAAAGCGCUGUGUGACGAGCAGCACACCGACGCAGCUGCCAUCAUUGCGCGAUGCAGCGAGGUCAACCAGCAGUGGUCAGAGCUGAAGGAGAUGACCCAGUCUAGACAGGAGGCCUUAGAUGGAGCCCGCCAGGUGCACACGUUUGACCGUGACUGUGAGGAGACCAAGAGUUGGAUCCAUGAGAAGGAGAUGCAGCUGUCAUCAGAGGACUAUGGACACGACCUGGCCAGCGUGCAGGCUGCUGUCAGGAGGCAUGAGGGAGUUGAGCGUGACCUGGCUGCUCUCGGUGUCCAAGUAGACAGCAUCAACCGGGAGGCGUCUCGGCUGAACACCAUCCUGCCGGACGCCAGGCACCACAUCGACAGCAGGCGUGAGGACGUCGCCAACGUCUGGAAUGCACUCCUGAACAGUGCCCUGGAGAGGAAGGAUCGGCUGCAGCAGGCUGAGAAGCUACAGCUGUACUUCAACGACUUCAGGGAGCUCAUGGCAUGGACCAAAGAGAUGAAGGCCAUUAUUUCCCGACCAGAGGAGGCUAAGGACGUGUCGGGGGUGGAAGCCAUCAUCGCUCGUCAUGUGGAGCACAGAGCCGAGAUUGACGGGCAGCUGGACAACUUUGAGAAGUUUGUGCAGGCUGGACAGGCACUCAUUGACAAGGGCCACUUCCUGGCUGGGGAGGUGCGUGAGAAGGUGGAGCGACUGAACACUGCCCUGGAGGGUCUCCUGCAGCUGUGGGAGGAGCGCAGACAGACCUAUGAGAACAUGUUAGAUGCACAGAUGUUUAAGCGGGAGGCAGAGCAGGCUGAUGCCUGGCUGGACCUGAGAAAGUCUGUCAUAGCUGACGCAGACUAUGGUGACUCAGUCAGUGCAGUGGAGGAACUGUUGAAGAAGCAAGAAGACUUUGAGAAGACACUAGCUGCCCAAGAGGAGAAAUUUUCAGCCCUGAACAGGCUAACUAUGACUGAACAAAGAAGUGAGCAGCACAAGGCAAACCUGGCCCAACUGCAGAAGGAGGAAGAACAAAGGAAGGAACAGCAGAGGCUGGAGGAGAUGAGGAAGAGGGAGCAGGAACGGAUUCUGGAAGAGCGGAGACUGGAACAGGAAAGGAGAAGAGCCAGGGAAGAACAAGAAAGGAAGGAGAGGGAAGCCAAGGAGAGGCUUGUGGCUGAGCAAAACGCACGUCUGGAGGCAGAGGCCAACCGGCUGGAACAGGAGAGGAAUGGACAGGUGACCACAGUGUUGGAACCAAACAGAACACCUGUCCCAGCACCUGUGGUGGCACCCAGGACACCUGUCCAGGUUCCAGCACCUGUGGUGGCACCCAGAACACCUGUCCAGGUGCCAGCACCUGUGGUGGCACCCAGAACACCUGUCCAGGUGCCAGCACCUGAGGAGUUUCAGGCAAGAGGAACACCUUCCCAUGUGACAAUUCCUGUGGCAGCAAAGAGAACAGAUGUCCAGGUGCCAAUGCAGGUAGAUGCAAAAAGAGGACCUUCCCAGAUACCUGCCCAAGCAGUUGCUCAGGAUCGAAGGAGAACAGCACCCCAGGUUCCACCCAAAGUCCAUGUGCCUGUUGCCAGUAAGGUGACCACACCUCCAGUGUCUCCCAGAGAGGAGGAGAAGGAGGACAUGCUGGGUGCAGCAGCUCCUGUAGAGGUAGAACUGCCCAGUGAAACUGUGGUAGCUUCAGCUGCACCGAUGGUGGCGGCAGCACCACCAUUUGGAAAGACAGCUAAGAAGGAAGACGCCCAAGUGGUAAAAGUGGUAGAGCUACCUAACGAUAGUGUGAGGUCAGUAGUCUCCAAGAAAGGGGAGGCCGGCAAGAAGAGACCAGACAUGCAGAGUGAGAGAGAAGGGACACUAGAAAGGAAGCAGGAGCUGCAGCCAAAUGGAAAAAGGUCAACUGUCCGUGCCUGGAAGAGUUACUAUACUGUCCUCUCCGGGCCUCUGUUGUGUUUCUACAAAGAUCAGAAGGACUGGACACAGAGCUCCACAGCCGGGCCCUCCAUCCAACUCCAAGGUGCAACCUGUGAAGUGGCUGUUGACUACCACAAGAAGAAGCAUGUCUUCCGACUCAGACCAUGUGAUGGGUCGGAGUACUUGUUCUCUGCCAAGUCCCACUUGGACAUGAGGCAGUGGAUCAGCAAAGUACAGAUCCAAGCAAAUUUGCCACCUCCAGCACAGCAACCAAACUCCCUAGAACCUGCAUCCUUGAAGGUGCGCACACCCUCCAGCAGUUCAUCAGAAAGUGCCAGGUCAUCGUCCACUGCACCAUCCUCCCCUCCGACAUCCCCACCAGCUAAAAUGGUGAAGCCCCAGGCCCCCAAACCCCCGGUAGCUCCCAAACCGACCUCUCCUGAGGCUCCCAGAACCUGGAGGAGGUACCCGACCCCCACAGAAACCCCCAGCCCGGCCUUCCCUGAGGAAACGUCAUCCCCACGGCAGGAGAAGGCCUUGGUGAAACAGGAAGCUGUUUCAGACUCCCCAAAAGCUGCUGCCAGCAAGGAUGCAGAACCUCAGAGAAAACCUGCCUUGAAGAAGACGCGCAGUGACAGUCCGUCCAGGAUUCCGAGGAAGGCUUCUUUUUCUGGAUCCUCACGAUCAGCAUCACCAAGGUCAGGCUCCCCUCGCCCAGGCUCACGGCCAUCCACCCCGACUAGAAUACCAGUGCCGGACCAGCCCAGCAGGCCGGCUCCUAAACUGCCCAUAGAAAAACAAUCCUCCUCACCAGCAGCCAUCAGACCACCCAUGACCACAUUCAGAGCAGGAGAAAGAGUCAGACUGCCCUCUGACACCUCCAGCCAUUCCUCUGUGGAGGGAAUUCCUCCCAUAAAGGCCUCCCUUAUUGGGACAGAACGGACACGCUUUCCUUCUGAUACAUCUAGUCAUUCCUCAGCAGAAGGAAUCCCUCCAGCCUCCACUCCUCCAAGUGUUAGAAGACUUCAUUCCAGAGGGGGAGACUCACCUACUAACCAGGCCACCGGAUCUCACAUCCCCAUUCGGAAGACUGGUUCCCCUGAGGGGAUACGUAGACCGCCCGGGAGACAGGUGGGCUCGCUUGUCGCUAACCGGGCUAAGGCAUUCCAAAGUGGAGGCAUGAUACAGCCAGGUGGAGCUCCCACCUCUCCACGUCGAACCUUCACCCCCUCCACCCUCAGAUCUGCCUCUAUGGACAGUGAAACCAGUAACAACAGUAACGGUAACAGUAAUGGCACUGAUGCUGUGCCACACAAGGGUGUCCCUCCCCCUCCACACAGAGUCCCCCCACCUCCCCCACAAGCCCCUCCUCCCCCACCGCCUGCAGCCAACAACGUGCAGGCCAACUUCAAGGCCUGCUUGGAUGACCUGGUACAGAAGGUGGAAGACCGCAGAGCAAGGGCCUCAUCAAGUUCCGCAGAGAAUGACAUCAGUGCAAGGCUGUCCACAAGCUCAAAUGCCAGGUCAUCCACAAGCUCCACUGACAACGGAGCCACGACAGACAGCAGCGGGACUCUGCAGGACCCCUUCCAGGAGGUGUUGAGCCUUGCCGGAGAAGCUGACAACACUUCCAUCACAUCAGAGCACAGCACAACGUCGUCACUGACAUACAGCUACACAGACGAUGUUCCUGCUUAUGACCCCUCGGGCCUGCUGCAGGGACCAACCAGAAGGAGAGACAACUCCAUACCAGAGGAUGACCUGCCCCCUCCUCCUGGUCCUGACAAGAAAAUGAAGCCUCGGCAAGGCCCCAGUAAACCUGGUGUCAUUAAGGCAUUUCAGCCAAUCCCUGAACCCAAACGGGAAGGCCCUUCCGUUGUUAACAAAGUCAAGGGCCUAUUUGAAAGUGGUGCUCUGAAGUUGCCAUUUUCAUCUAUGGCAUCUCCAUCACCACCAAAACAGAAAGCGGGAUUUGCCAAGAAGACAAAGGUACCGAAGCUAAACCUGCAGGAGACAGAUGGACAAUCUUCUGCUACUCCCGUACUCCAACAUCCUCCCAUAGAUCCCUUUUGUCACCAAGAGAUCACGUGCAACUGUUCAAUGACAACCUGAACAUGGCACCCACGUCCCUUCCUGGUCCCACUGAGCAGGAGUCAGUGACGUACACAGCCGUGAUGGGAGACCUGAUCCAGCUGGACACUCCCACAAACUCAC
This is a messenger RNA of Branchiostoma belcheri (Belcher's lancelet), 14157 nucleotides long. Its product is annotated as spectrin beta chain, non-erythrocytic 5-like. Gene Ontology annotation, biological process: actin cytoskeleton organization. The transcript is spliced from 91 exons. Bases 271 to 14055 code for a protein of 4594 amino acids. NCBI's taxonomy places the organism in Eukaryota, Metazoa, Chordata, Leptocardii, Amphioxiformes, Branchiostomatidae. Gene Ontology annotation, molecular function: actin filament binding; phospholipid binding. Gene Ontology annotation, cellular component: cell junction; cortical actin cytoskeleton; plasma membrane. The record is from RefSeq and is a predicted model, not a curated record.